AGUAGAAGAAGAAGCGAGCAGUUUGAGUCGGUUUCAUGACGCUGAUUUACUGUAGCUGCUCCUCUGUGAGAACUAGCAAACACACAUUGAAGUUAUGUAGCACACAGAAGGAGGACUUUACCCCGCUGUGACCCGCUACCGUUAGCUAAUGUUACAGCCCCUCACCUCGGCUGGUUAUUAAAGUACUGCGGCUCCAUUUGCUGCUAGCUAACUAGCUUAGCCACACGCUAGCAAACAAGCUGGUGUGAGUUUGAGAUGUGUGCUGCUGCUGCUGUUUGUUUCUCUCUCUCCCUCGUCUUGACUCAGCUGCCGGGCGGCUAACCUAACACCCAACACUACAGUUUCUGUCCGCUUCAUCCAUCUCCUCUUAUGCUGUCGUCGCUACCAGGUGUCCCAGCUGAAAGAUGUGGCAGAGUGUCGGGCUCACACUGCUGGUCAUUGUGGCCACACUUGUCUGUGCGCUGCUCUUCAUGCUGUUUGGUUGGUAUGUAGUCUGGCAGCUCUUCUUGUCCAAGUUCAAGUUCCUGCGUGAACUUGUCGGGGACGCUGGCACGCCACAGGCCGAAACGCAGCCGUCCGAAACCAAGAGUGAACGCACAGUUAACGCCCCAACAAGAAAUCGGCCUAGGACCGCACGCCAAAGAGUCGCCUCUCCGGAAAGUACUUCAUAGAUGAUCCAGACAGCCACUGUGUAUCCUUCACGUCUACUCGUCAGCCCUCUACAAACGUCGUGUGUGUGACCAUCACAGACAUUUCCCACUCACCCUGUGCUCUACACUACACAAGGACCUUGUGGACACUCAGUAGUCAGCCCUCCUCUUCACCAGGACACUUUAAACUGACCAGGCAGACCUCCUGGUUUCAAAGGGAAAAGCCAUUCACUUGCAUUACUGUCCAUUUCUUUGUCUGUUCAUAUGUUUAAUUAUGUACAGUCAUAUAUGUACCGGAGUCUGGGGCUCCUGUUAUCCUGCAAUAGUGAUGGCCAGCUUUCAUGAGUGGCCAUGCUGCUUCCUGCCACCUAUAUGGAGCAUAAAGAUGCUCCAUCACACAAAGAGAUGUGUUAAUUCUCUUAUGUGCAUGUUUUAAUCUAGUGUUUUUAACAGAAGAAAGUUGUACUCUGAACAAACAAGGAAGAUAACUUAAACAUUUUCUCAUCUACAUCAUGUCAACAACUGACUCUGAAACAGUGACUUGGACAACUGACAGUUUUUAUUUUCUUUAAAGCGUAGCAAAGUGCAAUGAAAGGAAUGUUUAUGCUGUCAUCAUGUUGUUUCUUGCACAGUACACUCUACGUAUUAUUACAUGUAGGUAAUGGCCCAAAUGACACGGCUUCAUUCCAGUUGUGUAAAACGUGACCUUUUUCUUGCAACUUCUCCUUCACCUCCCCCUGUUUUUUUUUUUUUUUUU
Messenger RNA from Micropterus salmoides (largemouth bass), 1407 nucleotides. RefSeq names its product small integral membrane protein 13 (gene smim13). Bases 405 to 671 code for a protein of 88 amino acids. The transcript has 2 exons. The record is from RefSeq and is a predicted model, not a curated record. Lineage: Eukaryota; Metazoa; Chordata; Actinopteri; Centrarchiformes; Centrarchidae.